This is a messenger RNA of Staurois parvus, 301 nucleotides long. The record is from the annotation of a GenBank genome assembly. Lineage: Eukaryota; Metazoa; Chordata; Amphibia; Anura; Ranidae.
CAGAAAAAACAGUCAAAAUGCAGGCAGGGCACAGGACAAAGCAGUAGGGGAAAAAAUGUAUGUGAAAUGAAAAUUAGUUUCUAAAAUGUUUAAAUUUGCCGCCGAUUCCAGCCCCUGUAUGUCCCGACGCUCGCAGGGACCGGAACACGGAAGCCGGCAUCGGCCGGAUGAGAUGGCCAGUGACACUGCAGGGGACACAUCGUGGGAGCGAAGGACAAGGUAAGCGCUGCAGGGAAUCCCUGAGCAACACUGCAUGGUAAGCCCGAGUGUAGCUCGGGGUUACCGCUUUUGGUACUGAAAU